Messenger RNA from Homalodisca vitripennis (glassy-winged sharpshooter), 762 nucleotides. Its product is annotated as mitochondrial inner membrane protease subunit 1. The transcript has 3 exons. Gene Ontology annotation, cellular component: mitochondrial inner membrane peptidase complex; membrane. The record is from RefSeq and is a predicted model, not a curated record. The coding region runs from base 144 to 626 and encodes 160 amino acids. Gene Ontology annotation, molecular function: serine-type endopeptidase activity. NCBI's taxonomy places the organism in Eukaryota, Metazoa, Arthropoda, Insecta, Hemiptera, Cicadellidae.
UGGACAGCCAUGGCUCAUGAUUCAUGACUAGAACAGUGGAAUAGUGAAAUGAUCCAAAUGUAUCAAGUUAACAUCUGUUGAUUGAUGUUAUGUAUAUUAGUCCUAUAAAAUGCUUAUUAUGAGAAACGUAGAAAUUAGAUUUGAUGGUGUUUAACGAAUUACUGAAACGAGUUUCUAAGAAGUGCGGCCAAUUUAUUCUUGGAACCGUGAGAUAUGGAUGCAUUAUCCAUGUUGUUCUUGAACACCUUGGAGAUUUUGUCAUUUGCUCAGGACCUUCGAUGGAACCAACUCUAUUCACAAAUGACACAAUUUUAACAGAACAUGUGAGUCCAAAACUGAAUAAUAUAAAAAAAGGAGACAUUGUGGUAGCAAGAUCUCCAACAAAUCCAAAGCAGUUUAUUUGCAAGAGAGUGACAGGAGUUGAAGGGGACAAAAUGUGUCCUGGUUUCAUAAGUCAAGUCGUUGUUCCUCGAGGACAUGUGUGGCUAGAAGGUGAUAACCGCAAUAAUUCGUCUGACUCACGCAACUACGGCCCUGUUCCAGUUGGUCUACUACGUGGUCGUGUCCUCUGCAUCAUCUGGCCAUUCUCUCACCUUGCGCUGCUCACAGAACACAACGAGGCAUAACUGUGCUACAGGGUCAUGUAAAAUAAUUUAUUGUAGAUCUGUAGAAUUGAUACGAAAUAGAUGCACAGAAAUGUUUUGUUAUGCAUAUUGUGAUUUAAAUUUGAGUUUUAUUAAAAUGUUAAAUUCUAUCUCUAAA